AUGCAAAUUUUUGGGCUAACAUUAUUGUUUUUGAAACUAUACUGUUCAUUAGAUUGUAUAAUAAAUUUGACAACUGAAACUCUAUCGCACAUAAAUCUGAGUGAUAACUCUCAUUUUAAACUUAAAAGAACUGGAAAAUUAUUUUUUUUUGUGGAAUCCUUAAACAUUCCUCGACACAAGAAUUAUAAACAAAAGAUUAGUCCAGGUUACACCUAUGUUUCAACCUCUUCUGUUCCUUUCACAUCGUUCUCCACAUUUAGAAAUCGAAGCCUUUUAUUUGCUGUUCCAAAGAAGAAGCCUUCUAAACGUAGGACAAACAUAAGGAAAACUGCAUGGAUGAAAAGAUUCCCGAAGAAUUAUAAACGGCCCAUGAUGUUGGAUAUGUACGAUAUAGUCAAGUAUACUGAUGGAACAUUUACCAAGUCUAGAACAAUUCACGAAAAUUGGCUAAAUUUGCCAAACACAUCACUUGAUGGAAAACAUAUUUUUAACAGGGAAGUCAGACCAAGUUGGUGA
Messenger RNA from Theileria annulata, 516 nucleotides. RefSeq lists its product as uncharacterized. The transcript has 2 exons. The coding region runs from base 1 to 516 and encodes 171 amino acids. The record is from RefSeq and is a predicted model, not a curated record. Lineage: Eukaryota; Apicomplexa; Aconoidasida; Piroplasmida; Theileriidae.